Messenger RNA from Vicugna pacos (alpaca), 7315 nucleotides. RefSeq names its product transcription factor EC (gene TFEC). Gene Ontology annotation, molecular function: protein dimerization activity; DNA-binding transcription factor activity, RNA polymerase II-specific; RNA polymerase II cis-regulatory region sequence-specific DNA binding. Gene Ontology annotation, biological process: regulation of transcription by RNA polymerase II. The record is from RefSeq and is a predicted model, not a curated record. Gene Ontology annotation, cellular component: nucleus. Lineage: Eukaryota; Metazoa; Chordata; Mammalia; Artiodactyla; Camelidae.
AUUCAUAUCAAUGAUAUAGUUUUCUAGAGAAAAAUCAGAAAAGCAAAGUGAAAAGAAAAGAAGAAAAAUAUGUUACAAGCUUUAACUGGACUUCAAUUUCACCUGAAAGGACAAUUAGAAAAGGAGAGGAGGCUUCAAAUUAGCUAGGAAGCCAGGGCCCAGCACACACAGUUUCAUAUGAAUAUUCAUACAAACCAAUGUUUCAGAGACUUUUCCCAGUAAGACCAGAAAUUUCUUCAAGUCAAUUACCAUCUUUUUCCAAGGUCCCAGCACACCUGGAAAGUCCUGCAAGGACUCAGCUACAGAAAGUUCAGAGACAGCAAGUAAAACCCUUCAUGACCCUUGACCAUCAGAUAGUCAAUCAGACUCUUAAACGGUCACAGCCUCCGACACCAAGCAGUACAUUUCUGGUACAGCAUGGACACCCGUCUCCUGAGAGUGAUGCUGGCCUCACUGGAAAUCCACUCACCAAGUUGCUAACUGUUGGGAAAGAAGAUGACAAUGUGGAAUGGCAUAUGGAGGACGUUGUUGAGGAUAUAAUCAGUAUGAAAUCAAGUUUUAAAGAGAAAGGAGCAGACUCUUCUCUGCUAAUGCAAAGAACACUAUCUGGAAGUAUUUUGGACGUGUAUAGUGGUGAGCAGAGAAUUUCAUCAGCUAACAUGGGACUUACAAGUGCUUCCUGUCCAAGCAGUCUACCAAUGAAAAGAGAAAUUACAGAAACUGAUACUCGAGCUUUGGCAAAAGAGAGACAAAAAAAGGACAACCACAACCUCAUUGAAAGAAGAAGAAGGUAUAAUAUUAAUUACCGAAUCAAGGAGCUUGGCACUCUUAUUCCAAAGUCUAAUGAUCCUGAUAUGCGCUGGAACAAAGGAACCAUUCUAAAAGCAUCAGUGGAGUACAUCAAGUGGCUACAAAAAGAACAACAGAGAGCUCGAGAAUUAGAACACAGACAGAAGAAAUUAGAACAGGCUAACAGGCGGCUUCUACUCCGGAUUCAGGAACUAGAAAUACAGGCUCGUGCUCAUGGUCUGCCAACCCUGGCUUCACUUGGCACAGUUGAUUUAGGUGCUCAUGUCACCAAACAACAGACCCAUCUUGAGCAGAAUUCAGUAGACUAUUGCCAACAAUUGACUCUGUCUCAGGGGACAAGCCCUGAGCUCUGUGAUCAAGCUAUGGCCUUCUCUGAUCCUUUGUCACACUUCACAGAUUUAUCAUUUAGUGCGGCUCUGAAAGAAGAACAAAGAUUGGAUGACAUGCUACUGGAUGACACAAUAUCUCCGUUUGGAACAGAUCCUCUGCUGUCUGCCACUUCCCCUGCAGUUUCCAAAGAGAGCAGUAGGAGAAGUAGUUUUAGCUCAGUUGAUGGUGAUGAGUUAUAAAAAUUAAACAGUCUCAAUUCAUCAACUGGGAAGCAAUUCUAUGCUGGUGCUAUGCAAUUAAGUUCUGUGUUUCAUAUAUUGCUUUGGCUUAUUUUUUCUGAAAGGAAUAUAUUGUUCAUGAAAACUGAUUGAUUAGAAAUAACAGAAGAAUUCACAAGAAGAAGAAAUAUGGUAUUGAAGAAUUAUGGAGCGCUAAAAAAGAUUUAUCUUCUCUUUGACUACCGAGUCCAAAUCUUCUUAAAUUUUCUUCUCUUGGAAAGAGGCACAACAGAAGAAACAGGUCUCUACUGGUAUUUUAAAAGUAGUGACUUGGUGAUGUGCUAUUGAAACUAAACAGACUGCAGAGUAUAAACCUGAAACAUACAAAUGUUUUUCUACUUAUUUACUUCCAUCACCUUCCUACUCAACUCUGAUAACAGUAGUUUUCAAGAAUCAAGAUCAACAGGUCUGGUGGUUCAUUGCCUUUCUCCAUUGUCUGGUAGACAUGUCUGAAGUUCAAGCAUUAUAGAGAAAAUAAUUAAAAGAUGGAUUAUCUGCCACUUCCAAUUAAAAAGUGAAUCUACAAUAAACAUUAGAAUUUUCCACAAUAAAAUACAGAAAAUUUACAAAAAAUCUUGGAUUCUAAAAUUACACCAUAAUUCCCUUUGUCAGUUCAAUCACACUAAUUCUCAAAGCAUUUUUGCAUAUUUAUGGAGACAUGCUCAGUUCAGAAAAGGAACACAUUGAAUACUUUCCUCAAGAAUAUUGACUAGAAUUUUAUUGCUUCACACAAACAUACCCCCACACACAGGUACACAAUGCAGGUAGCAUGUGCCCUUUUCCCCCUUUUAUUCUUCUGAUUUUCUAGUCAGCAUCUGAAAUCAUGUUCCAAAUCUUUUUUUCUUCAUCAAUAAGAUAUUGGGUAAUCAGUUUCAGCAAAUAAAAUAUCAAAAGUCCCCCUUACUAGGACAAUUUGUCAAUUUGUUAAAUAAAACUAAUCACUGUAGCCAAAAUUGGGUCUAAAUUAGUUAUUUGAUACAGUUUUGCUCCAAAAUGACAAAAUAUUGAAAAUUGGAUUGCCAACUGGCAAAAUAAUUAGUAAAACAGAAGAUCGUUCUUAUUACAUUCAGCUCGAGUGGAGGAUAAAGUUCUAUUCCUGUAAGUACUUAGAGUACCCUGUGAUCUUUGAGCUUUGUUAGCAUUUAUUAAGAAUAUUUAAAUCUAUGCUGCUUUACUUAGAUUUUUCUCCCUUGAGCUUCUUUUAAGCAUUAGGUGGUGACUGACCAAUCAUGUUGCUCUGUGCUGGACCUGUGUGAAUGAUCAUCUAAUUAAUGAGUAUUUAUGGAGGGAUACUCAAAACUGCAGUGGGUUCUGUGAAAAUGUAGAGCAGAUGAGCAAGAUCUUACUCCUUGGGAAGUUAACAAAACUACCUGAGAAAUAACAACAAAAGAUAGAAAACAUUUAAAAUUAAAGUCUACAUAGUGCAGCGUAAGCUACAAACACAGAAGGUCAGAGAAAAUGAAGAUGAAUGAAGGUUGGAGAAUCACCAAAGUCUGUGGGAACAAUACAAAUUAACUCCUUUUAAAAGCAUAAUUUGAUGAAUGAGAAAUUAUUUAGGGGAAUAACAUCAACCAAAUUAUGGAAGUGAAAACAAGUUGGGAAAGUGUCUUCAUGAGAUAUUCAUUUAGAGAGUUCUGGCCACCCUAGAAGAUGCCUGUUGGGAGUCCUGGAAAAUAUUAAGUUGUGGAAGCCCUUGAAAACCAAGAUGAAAUGAUGUAGUAGAAAUAGAUUUUUUUUUAACUAGGAGGGAGAAGCUUAAAAAUUAAAAUGCUACUGCUAUGUUACCAAUGCAAUUGAGAUGUAAUCUUUCAUGAAUGUUAACUUUGGAAUAAGUUUUUGAAAGGGCGCUUCAGGUAUUACAGGAAAAAUACGUCAUCACAAACUUUGAGACUUUAAUGCUAAUGAAAGUGGGAAAAUAUUAAAUUCUUAUGAUAUAUUAAUUAUCUCAGGCUUAGCUUACAGCAUUAGCUCAGAACUUGGAGAAUAAAAAUAAUUUUCAUUGUUUGACAUGGAAAAAUUUCUUAAUUUAUAAGAAUAGCCUGAAAACAGAUAGGUAAAUUCAUCUUAAAUAGGCCAUGUUAAAGAGAGCAAUAAGAUACACUCCCUCAAGAAUUUUCAAGAGAGCAUUAUUAACUUUACAACAAAAUUCCAUUCUAUUGUCUGUUGAUAUUUAAUAGUGCAAACGAUAAAGAAGGAAUAUAUUUGGGGGUCAAUGGAAAACACAUCAUUCUAGGUAGACCGUAAAUUCUGUUCUCAUUUUAUACAUUGUUCUAAUUUCUUUGUAUUCUGAGAAAACUUACACUGACAAUAUCAUUACUCUGUCAUCAUUUCCCAUUCUGCCAAAGUACUACCACCCAGACUUGAAAGACAUUUCUUAUAAUCUUAGCUAGUAAAGGGCUUGACACUGGAUGAUAGAGUAUGGACAAAAGAGAUCUGGAAAUGGUAUUAAUAUUUGCUGCUACUUUCAGAUUAUAAUAACUAUCAGAGGAUUGUAAAAUGGAUUUUUAAUUUUAAAAUUUUAAAGACAGUAAAUAGUAAAGGUGUUGUCACAGUCAACUGAAGUAAAUUCAAAAAUUAAUUUUAGUCAGUAGUUCUUAACGUUUUAAGGCUUUGAGAAUCUAGUGAAAGUUAUGGACCCUCUCCACAGAAAAAAUACAGAAUUGUAUAUACAGCCCCAAAUUUGUAUGCAUUAAGAGGCGUGAAGGACCUCCUAAAUGUCUCCCUGGAUCCCAGAUGAAGAAUUCCAGCAUCAGGUCUGUUGCUUAAUAAAUAGCACUGUAGCUACGUUAUCUAUCAAGAGCUAAGUGCACACUUAAUGUCAUAUAUAAUGAUGGAGGAAGAAGCCCUAGUUACCUGAAUAUCAUUAUCCCAACCCAAACAGUGAUAAAGUUGCAUAGGUAAGUGAAAGUGUACCAAACACUAGGCUAUUCACUAAGAAAGUUGUUCACUUAUAAUUGUCCCCUUUAUAAUAUCCCUGUUAUAUAUACACCUUCUGUGAUAUACUUAUGUUAUAUAUUUAUGGAUCAGUUUCUCUACUGGAUGUUGUUUCCUUAUUGAAUGUUGUAAAUAUCUGGCAAUAGCAUUUUUAAAUGAUAUAUACAAAAAUCAAAGCAAAAAUAAUGUAAAUUCCUCAUGCAAAUUAUUUGAAUAUCUAAGGACCGAGAGAGAUCCUUGGGAAAAUUGAUGGAUGCCUAGAAUAUUUUUGCAGAAAUUAGACUUAAACAGGAAAAGAAGCAUAUUGUUUACAAAAUAAUUUUGUCUUGAAGAGCUUCAGCUAUCACUGGAAUAUGAACACACAAGUAACGAUGCCUUGUUCAUUCAAAGAAUUAAUGCAUAAUUGCAAUCAUAAUAAAAACUUUGUAAAAAUGAGAUAAAACAAUUUUAUUUUUAUUAUUUUUUAGCUAUCUUUUUAAGAUAAGGUCCCAUCCAAAUUUUUUCCUCUAUUUGUUAUUAAAAUAUUGACUUCGUUUUGUGGAUUCACAUUAAGCAAACUUUCCAACACCCAGUUAUCUUAAAAUAACAAAGUCAUCUUAUUAGUAGAUGUAGCUCUUCAUGUUUUUUCCUUUUUAGUGUCCUUUCUUCUCAAAUUUCUCCCAUAACUGGAGAAUAUAUAUUCGAACCAUAUUGCUUCAGUUUACACAUGUGGUGUCAGUGACUACAGAUUUCUUUAUAUGGGUAUAAAACUCUAAAUAAUAAAUAGAUGAGCUAAGGACAUUGAGAAAUAGACUUCUUCCUCCUUUUUUAACUCACUCUUUUCCAUUCACGUGACUGUAAAUAAAAUAUUUAAUAGCUCUUACUUUUAAAAAAUUAGACACAAUCAGUUUCUUGACUUGAUAUGCUCAUUUGCCUUUAUGUCAGGGCAGAAGUUAGAUUUCACAAGGUAAAAAAGAAUGUUUUUUCUUUGUUUUGGUAGAUUGUCAUAUUUGAAUUUUCUUAUCCUUCAAGGUAUAAUGAAAAUAUUUUUUUGCUGUUCUGAUACUGUGGAAUUUUGAUAUUUAAAUAAAUAAAUGACAUAACUAAAUGUUUCAAUGUUUUUAUAAUAUCUCUAGGCUGAUAUUUAUCAACCUUAUAAUAUCUAAAAUGUAGAUGAAAACUGGAAUCAGUUAAUCAUUUUGCCGUGUUAUCAGCACUAGAUCAACCAUCUGGGUUUCUUGAAAAUACCUGAAGGAUUGAAUUUUGCUUCAGUAUUGAUAAUGGCCCAGCCUGUAUCUGCUACAUGGAAUUACAUCAUUUGCCCUUCCAGUGCCCUGCUUGUUGAUGAGUACAAGAUGUCAGUUUGAGUUAGUGUAAGUUACAUAUACAGAGAUUUCAUUACAUUUACUUAAUAAAUACUUAACACAUUUAGAGUGUUGCUGAUCUAAUGUGUCUUAGACCUUCCUGUAAUCAUUAUUCAUUGUAUACACCAAUAUUUUAUCAUUUGUAUGAUUUCUAAUUUGUAAACAAAGUAUUCAAUAUCUGAUAAAAAUAGUUUCCUUUAAAAUUUACUGUGCUACAUUUCUUUUUUCUGUGAGAGUCAUAGAGAAUUUGAGGAUAUUGGAGUUUAUCAGAAAACAGUUACUUUGAUUAAAAAAACUCCCACGGGAUUCAACCAAUUUAAUGAUGAAAUACUGCUAUCUGUUUCUUAAUACAUAAAAGGGAACUUUUAAUGUUUUUCCUGUAAAGGGAUUUGUGUAUAUAUUUCUACAUAUCCAAAUGUUUUCUAUUGUAUUUUCUAAUGAUGAAAUCUUCAGUAAACAAUCUGUUUCCUCCAUUUAUCCAACAGGCUUCAAGAAUAAAGUUAAAGACUUUUUGUGUUUUCAAUUCUACCCCUCCAAUUCCUGCACUACCAUUUUAUUUCAGAAAUUCUGUACUUACAACUUUGCUUUUUCCACAGAAAUAAAUUUUACUUGUACGUUAUUCCAAGCUGGUGGUUAUGUAUAACAAACAAAAUAGAAAAUAUGCAAAAUAUGCUGAAAGAAUUAUAUGCAGUCAGGAAGUUACAUAUUAUAUUAUUCUUUAUCAUGGCUACUGAAGUUUAAAAGCUAACCAAAUUUAAGGAUCUUAUCUAAUAGCAUUGCAGUUGCUUAUGGCAUACAAGGCUAAAAUUAAUUCAGCCAUUUAAUCUUAAUAAUAACAAUGUAGUUAAAAAUCUUUGACUUUAAUAGCAUUUUAUAUAUAUGAAUAGUUGAAAUAAUAUUCCUAUAAUUUUAAUCUAACAUUGGUUAGAUCAAGAAAACAUUGUUAGCAUAAUAAGACUGUAGAAUUUAUAACUAUUGCUAUUUUUCAUUUUUAGUAACAAAGUAAUGUGUCUUAUUUUCUAAGAAUAUAGAAAGCACUGGUGUUCUCUAAUGCAUAUAUGAAUCUUUGUACACUUGCUUUUUAAAAUGUACCAAUAUUUCUUUGCAUAUAUAUAAAAUGAAAGCACAGAAUUAUUAAAUGCUUUAAUAUACUUUUUGUUCUGCCUUUGUAUAUAGACUGCUCUGGAAAAUACAGAAUGUGUUUUAGUCAUCUAAGAGGAUACUUAACAGCCUCAAGAUUUCACAGCUGACAACUGCUUACUUUAUAGUCCAUGCUGAAAACAGUGAUCCAGUAUUUCCUUAUUAAUGAAAGUAAUUGUUAGAUUUUAAAAUAUAGUCUCCUGCCAUCUGCUUCUUCAUGCUGUUAUGGUUUUGAUUUAUGGAAAAUAUUUAUCAAAAUGUUGCAAAAUCGCUAACAGGCAUAAUUGUAGCAAUGAAAUCACUAAGAAGCUCUGCAAAACCUUUUAAUAUACUAGAUAGUCCCCAGACAAUCUAGGAUAAAUAGAAUGCUGUAUUUUAAUAUGUAAAACAUUUUAAAUCUGCUAAUUGGUAUUGACUAGACCUAUCCCUUGAUAAUGAAAUUAAUAAGAAUUUCAGCUAAAUGUUAAGACUUUCUAAUAU